Molecule: messenger RNA, 828 nt
Organism: Exophiala spinifera
Lineage: Eukaryota; Fungi; Ascomycota; Eurotiomycetes; Chaetothyriales; Herpotrichiellaceae
Exons: 1
Coding region: 1-828 (275 amino acids)
Biological process (GO): double-strand break repair via break-induced replication; DNA-templated DNA replication
Cellular component (GO): GINS complex
Source: RefSeq, a predicted model, not a curated record
AUGGAUCUCGACAUAUCUGACAUUCUAGCUGACGUCUCACGACCAGCUGCGGGGGCGGCGACGGGCUCAUUAUCGCACAGCGCCUCGGACACGGAUACAUUCACCGACCACCAGCUACUUGUCCGGGCGUGGACGUCGGAGCGGUGCGCGCCUGAUUUGCUCCCGUACCCCACGGACCUGCUUUACAGGGUGAUGAGUCGGGUGCAGAGCCAGAUCAGUCGGAUCGAAGACAUGGCUGCGGGCGUGGGAGGAGACGGAGUGGGAGGAGGAGGAGGUCAAGCGUCCGUUUCUGGUGGUGGGAUGCAAAACUCCAAUCUCGUCUUGAGCAUUCUACAGACGGACCUCGGGCGCACGCAGUUCCUCGUGCGGAGUUUCUUGAGGGUCCGUCUGGCCAAGCUGACAAAGUACGCGACGUACUACCUUCGACUGACGACGGAGCGGAAGACCGCGUGCCUGAGCGCGGCCGAGGCGCAGUUCGUGGCGAACCACCAGGCGCUCCUGGGCGAGUUUUACGACGCGAGUUUCCUGAGCGCGUUUCCCGCCGGGUUGAGGAGGCUGGACGACGUCAGUGCCGGCGUGAGCAUGGUGGAGGGACCGGACGUGGGGAGUGCCGUCGUGGUGAGGUGUCUCGCGGAGCUGUGGGGGAACGAGGACGAUAUUGAAAACGCCGCCGCCGGUGCUGCUGCUGCUGCUGAUGAUGAUGAUGAUCAGAACGACGAGGAUAACGGGCCGACUGUAGAGUUGAGAAUGAGAGGGGGAGAGAUUUGGAUCGUGAGAUGGAGGGAUGUCAAGGCUGGAGUGGAAAGGGGGGAUGUUGAAUUGUUAUAA